AUAUGUUGUUAUAUAUCCAUUAAACCAAAAAAGAACCAUUAUGAAGUUAAAAAAGUUAGAUUCCUUCACAAUCUUAAUUUGAGGAACACAAAAUCCCAACUGACCCACUUUUGCUUUCAAGUAAACCCUCCAUAAAGUGGCAAAAGAAUCUUUUAAUUCUUCUAAUGAAAGUAUUAUGAAAAGAAGCAGCCUGAAACCAGAAACCAAAUGUGAAAUAAACAUUUUAGUUGGCCAUUACAGGGAAAAGCUUAAACGUUAAAACCCAGGCAAAUGAGAAUUUCAUAACCGUCUUAACAGUAUGUAAACACAUGAGAAUUAGCCUGGAGCCGAGGGAGGGUGCGCCUGGAUUUAUCUUUUACUACUUCAAAAACAAGAAACUGCCCAAGUAGGAUAACCACGCUUGCCAAGUUAAGGAAACAGCUCCCUAAACCACCUUUCUGUCGGGCUUUCUGUGUGUAACUGCACUGAUUCAUGUGGCCGGUGAAAAACAAGUUCGUGCUUGUUUUCCAUCAAACGUCAGCGCCUUUACGCGAGUCCUGCCCAAACAUAUGUCACGGAGGUUCAGAAAUCAAGGUGUAGAACUAGACGGAGACUCCAAACCGCCCAGGGCGGACUUUGGUAGCCUGUGCCCCUUCCCUGCCUCUCCCACCCCGAGCCCUGCAGCCCCGCCGCCCGUCCCCCGUUCCGAGGUGGUCAGGGUCCCGCCCAGAACUUCCCGAAUCGCCUGCGGAGCCGCUUCGGCGCCUGCCACCCUCUCCGGGCCCUCCGAGAGGACCAGCCCAGGCGACUGUGGCAGCUUCCGAUUGGCCGCCGCCCCGAGCUCCGCUUUGGGUCACCGUUCCCCGCCCCCGGCGGACCGCACUUCCGGUCGCUGCGCGGCGCCCGGGACUGGUGGUGGCGACCGUCCUUGCCCGGGAGAGCAGAGGAUGGGUGUGGCUUCCUCUGGCCAGGCUCUACCCUGUCCCUGAACCCGCCUACCCGGUUGCCCGAGAGGGCAGCUGGAUCUCGUUGAACGGAGUCCGACUGCGUGGACUAUAAAUAAACAAGCAAAUCAGGCUCUCUGUUCAUGCAUUAUUUCCCGGGUGAAUUCUAAACUGGGAUGGUAUGGGAGACAGAAAAUGGCAGGUUUAGAGAGGGGAGACUGAAGAAGACGGUCGGAUUUUGUUUUUAUUGCAGUUGUCGGAAGGAGACGGGGCGUGGAAUGUGAA
Molecule: messenger RNA, 1208 nt
Organism: Balaenoptera musculus (blue whale)
Lineage: Eukaryota; Metazoa; Chordata; Mammalia; Artiodactyla; Balaenopteridae
Product: translation initiation factor IF-2-like
Exons: 2
Coding region: 549-968 (139 amino acids)
Source: RefSeq, a predicted model, not a curated record